Molecule: messenger RNA, 1143 nt
Organism: Elephantulus edwardii (Cape elephant shrew)
Lineage: Eukaryota; Metazoa; Chordata; Mammalia; Macroscelidea; Macroscelididae
Gene: RNF126
Product: ring finger protein 126
Exons: 10
Coding region: 1-1143 (380 amino acids)
Biological process (GO): protein ubiquitination
Cellular component (GO): cytoplasm
Molecular function (GO): ubiquitin protein ligase activity
Source: RefSeq, a predicted model, not a curated record
AUGGCGGGCCUGGGGUCACAGCGGGGCUGGCUGGCCUCUCGCUGGACGCCUCCGGCCUCCGACCAUCCUGGUGGCGCCGCCCCUCGCAGCUGGCCUGAGCCUCAGGUCCUGGCGUGGUCAGUGGAGGAACCGAUAGAUGAACAGGCUGUGAACAGUGUGGCCGUGGAGCAAGGGGUGGACAGGCAGUGGGCAGCGUGGCCGUGGAGUGAGGGGCAGACAGGUGGUGGACAGUGUGGCCGUGGAGUGAGGGGCAGACAGGUGGUGGACAGAGUGCCUGACUACAUCUGCCCACGGUGCGAGUCAGGCUUCAUCGAGGAGCUUCCAGAAGACACCAGGAACUCAGAAAACGGUUCUGCACCCUCCACAGCACCCACAGAUCAGAGCAGGCAGCCAUUUGAGAACGUGGACCAGCACCUCUUCACACUGCCACAGGGCUAUGGACAGUUCGCUUUUGGCAUCUUCGAUGACAGCUUUGAGAUUCCCACGUUCACCCCCGGGACCCAGCCUGAUGACAGCCGGGACCCCGAGAGCCGGCGGGACCGGGAACAUGCUUCCCGACACCGCUAUGGUGCCCGGCAGCCCCGUGCGCGCCUCACCGCCCGGCGCACCGCCAGCCGGCACGAGGGUGUCCCAACGCUGGAGGGGAUCAUCCAGCAGCUGGUCAACGGCAUCAUCACUCCUGCUACCAUCCCCAACCUGGGCCUGGGCCCCUGGGGCGUCCUGCACUCAAACCCCAUGGACUAUGCCUGGGGGGCCAACGGCUUGGAUGCCAUCAUCACGCAGCUCCUUAAUCAGUUUGAAAACACAGGCCCUCCACCAGCAGACAAAGAGAAAAUCGAGGCCCUCCCCACUGUCCCCGUCACAGAGGAGCACGUAGGCUCCGGGCUCGAGUGCCCAGUGUGCAAAGAUGACUAUGCCCUGGGGGAGAGUGUGCGCCAGCUGCCUUGCAACCAUCUCUUCCAUGAUGGCUGCAUCGUGCCCUGGCUGGAGCAGCACGACAGCUGCCCCGUCUGCCGGAAGAGCCUCACAGGACAGAACACGGCCACCAAUCCGCCAGGACUAACCAGGGUGAGCUUCUCCUCCUCGUCAUCAUCUUCUUCCUCCAGCUCACCUAGCAACGAGAACGCCACCAGUAACUCCUGA